Molecule: messenger RNA, 369 nt
Organism: Chenopodium quinoa (quinoa)
Lineage: Eukaryota; Viridiplantae; Streptophyta; Magnoliopsida; Caryophyllales; Amaranthaceae
Product: ATP-dependent DNA helicase PIF1-like
Exons: 1
Coding region: 1-369 (122 amino acids)
Source: RefSeq, a predicted model, not a curated record
AUGAAUCAUGUUAUAGAGGCUGAAAUCAUGACUGGACAUUGCAAAGGUACACGGGUAUUCAUUCCACGCAUUCCUUUAAAAACAGCUGAAGAUGCAAAGUUACCAUUUGAAAUGAUUCGAAAACAAUUUCCAGUGAAAUUGUGCUUUGCCUUGACCAUUAACAAAUCUCAAGGUCAAACCAUUCCUCAUGUUGGUAUUUAUCUUCCCAAACAUGUUUUUAGUCAUGGCCAGUUGUAUGUUGCAUUAUCAAGAGGGACUUCCCAACGAAUGACCAAGAUCUUGGUUACUAAUGGCAGCAUUCAAGGAAAAGAUGGUGUGUUCACUAAAAACGUUGUUUAUAAAGAAGUUCUCCUGCCUCAUUUUACUUAG